Molecule: messenger RNA, 1789 nt
Organism: Balaenoptera musculus (blue whale)
Lineage: Eukaryota; Metazoa; Chordata; Mammalia; Artiodactyla; Balaenopteridae
Gene: ALAD
Product: aminolevulinate dehydratase
Exons: 12
Coding region: 218-1207 (329 amino acids)
Biological process (GO): heme biosynthetic process
Cellular component (GO): cytosol
Molecular function (GO): porphobilinogen synthase activity; zinc ion binding
Source: RefSeq, a predicted model, not a curated record
GGCAGCUGCUUCCGGGAGAGCCGCCCCGCCCCCACGUGGGACUUGGGAGACCAGAGCGCGCGGCAGCGGUGGCGGGAGUGGCGUCUCAGAUUCCUUAGGGAGGCAGGGACCACGUCUCACACGCCUCUCGUCGCCCUCACAGAGCUGAGCACGAGGCAGAACCCCCAGGAACCCUCAGUUCCAGCCACCCGGCUGCCCUGUGUCCCCCCUGCCCACCAUGCAGCCCCAGUCAGUCCUGCACAGCGGCUACUUCCACCCACUACUUCGGACCUGGCAGGCAACCACCGCCAGCCUCAGUGCCUCCAGCCUUAUCUACCCCAUCUUUGUCACGGAUGUUCCUGAUGACAAACAGCCUAUCGCCAGCCUCCCAGGAGUGGCCAGGUAUGGUGUGAACCGGCUGGAAGAGAUGCUGAAGCCCCUGGUGGAGGAGGGCCUGCGCUGUGUCCUAGUCUUCGGCGUCCCCAGCAGAGUUCCCAAGGAUGAGCGGGGCUCUGCGGCAGACUCCGAGGACUCCCCGGCUAUCGAGGCCAUCCGUCUGUUGCGCAAGAACUUCCCCGGCCUCCUGGUGGCCUGCGACGUGUGCCUGUGCCCCUACACCUCCCACGGUCACUGCGGGCUUCUGAGUGAGAAUGGGUCGUUCCAAGCUGAGGAGAGCCGCCAGCGGCUGGCAGAGGUGGCGCUGGCCUAUGCCAAGGCAGGAUGUCAGGUGGUGGCCCCGUCGGACAUGAUGGACGGACGCGUGGAAACCAUCAAGGAGGCUCUGAUGGCACAUGGAUUUGGCAACAGGGUAUCAGUGAUGAGCUAUAGUGCCAAAUUCGCUUCCUGUUUCUAUGGACCUUUCCGGGACGCAGCUCAGUCGAGCCCAGCUUUUGGUGAUCGCCGCUGCUACCAGCUGCCGCCCGGAGCACGAGGCCUGGCCCUCCGCGCGGUGGACCGGGAUGUACGGGAAGGCGCUGACGUGCUCAUGGUGAAGCCAGGAAUGCCCUACCUGGACCUCGUGCGGGAGGUAAAGAACAAGCACCCUGAGCUCCCUCUUGCCGUGUACCACGUUUCUGGAGAGUUUGCCAUGCUGUGGCAUGGAGCCCAGGCCGGAGCGUUUGAUCUCAAGGCUGCUGUACUGGAGGUCAUGACUGCCUUCCGCAGAGCAGGUGCCGACAUCAUCAUCACCUACUACACGCCUCAGCUAUUGCAGUGGCUGAAGGAGUGAUGGAGAAAGUGUGCAAGACCCAAGAACUAGAACUUUUUAAUUCCUGAGCCUUGGAGAAGUGAAAACCAAAGUAAACGAUGCUUUUAGAACUGUGUGCUCGUGCCCUCUUCCUGCUUACACGCUGGCAGGCGCCCAGAAGCCCUGGGUGGUUUCUGCCAACGUGCCAAAUCUUCCCACUCACAGCCACAUCCUCAUGGGCUCUCCCAGGCUUCCCUACCCCUCCCCUGGGUCAACCCUGAGGCUCACCUCUGCCACCCCAGCUCCUUCCUCUGGGGUGGCUUCAGCUUGAAAGCCACCAGGAAUCAUGGACCUUGGCUCAGUGGGGCCUGGGAGAAAGGCUUGAAGCAUUAACGGAAAAGGAGGGCAGUUGAAUCUUGGACCCUCAAAAGCUCUGGAAAGCUCGAGGCCUCUGGCAGUAGAGCUGGGCACACUGGGACUGAGGCUUAGAUUGACACCCCGGGUUUAGAGUUGAGAUUUGCUGCGCUUCCACUGGAAGGCGAUUCCCACACAGGCCAGUGGUUGCCAGGCUGCCUGAGAUCUCCUGUUGUUCUCUGAGCCAUAAACCCAGAGAAGAAUUACUCA